UUUUCAUGUCUAGCUCAAGCAAUACAGUCAAUGUUGUUUUUACAUAGUCUUACUGCUUCUGAGAUGUUUAAUAUUCUGCUGUUUCUUCUUGGAUUUGUGACUGUGGAAACCAGUAGGAAACAUUUACUCUGUAAUACACCAAAGCUGGAGGUAUUUUAUGAGAUGUGUGAUGACAGUUUUGAACCAGUGGUUAAGAUGGAACCUUGCGAACUGAACAAAGCUGUGAAUUUUUCUAUUACAAUGAUUCCAAGAAAGAACAUUGACCACUUAUAUUCUAUAGUGGAAAUCUGGAAGGAAUCUGUGACAGUCUCACAAAAACGCCAUGUGAUGUGUUCUGAAGAAAAUGAUGAAUAUGAUUUUUGUGGUACUUUAAAAGGAGAGACACUGAACGCAUAUUACCAUGGUUUCAGUUCUAGGAAGCUGCAGCUUUUAAAGGGCCAAUACACCGUGAGGAUCGGUCUAUACGUGGGGGAAAAAGAAGAACUACUCUCUUGUUUUCUCAUGGCAUUGAAAGUUAAAGUUGCAUUUUUGUGAUAGGAACCUGCAAAAAAAUAUGUCAUGUUAUGUUCCUAAACCCCUGACAUUUUUAGCACUUUAAAAUAAAUUAUAAUCAUUUUUCAAGGUGACACUAAUGCAGUAAGAACUGACACCACCUCAUCUGUGAUGUGUCACUAAGUAACUUACCCGGGAAGAUCAUGUCAAUUUAGGCUUGCGGUGUUUGUCCAGCUGCCUCUCGGCAUGUUUGCCGUGCUGCAGCCGCAUCUCCCGCCCGUCCCCAUUAUAGUGAAUGUGGCCAAGGCCAAACUUCCGUCAGCACACGUGUGUGCAUUAGUACGGAUCCGGUAGGCUGUUCCCCUGCCGGAACAACCUGUCGGCCAAGCCUAACGCUAAUGUGAAAGAAGCCUUAGUUAUAACAAUGCACAAA
This is a messenger RNA of Bufo bufo (common toad), 925 nucleotides long. RefSeq names its product lymphocyte antigen 96 (gene LY96). Gene Ontology annotation, biological process: innate immune response; positive regulation of lipopolysaccharide-mediated signaling pathway; cellular response to lipopolysaccharide. NCBI's taxonomy places the organism in Eukaryota, Metazoa, Chordata, Amphibia, Anura, Bufonidae. Gene Ontology annotation, molecular function: Toll-like receptor 4 binding; lipopolysaccharide binding; lipopolysaccharide immune receptor activity. The record is from RefSeq and is a predicted model, not a curated record. The coding region runs from base 31 to 534 and encodes 167 amino acids. The transcript has 6 exons. Gene Ontology annotation, cellular component: lipopolysaccharide receptor complex.